Messenger RNA from Dendroctonus ponderosae (mountain pine beetle), 896 nucleotides. RefSeq names its product protein OPI10 homolog. NCBI's taxonomy places the organism in Eukaryota, Metazoa, Arthropoda, Insecta, Coleoptera, Curculionidae. The transcript has 4 exons. Bases 179 to 760 code for a protein of 193 amino acids. Gene Ontology annotation, cellular component: nucleus; cytosol. The record is from RefSeq and is a predicted model, not a curated record. Gene Ontology annotation, molecular function: nuclear import signal receptor activity; Hsp70 protein binding. Gene Ontology annotation, biological process: protein import into nucleus.
GAAGAGGCAAAGAUUGAGGUUAUGGGCAGUAGUAACGGGAAGAGUUUGUUUUGAACGCUAGAUUAUUCUAGAAGUGUCUUCCCGGUCAAAGCUUUACUGCAAUAGUGAGUAGUCUGUGCUGCACCGCAUUAAACUCCUCGUGGAGCUCUAAGUAUCAGCACUCCACCUUAGGUCAAAUAUGUUUGCUAUUCUAGUCUCAGGCAGGCUGGUUCAAACAGAAUUCCAACAAAUCAGUGAACAGCAAUGUGUUACCACUAUAGCAGAUGCGGACAACAUCAACCACAUAGUAGUGUUCCUGACUGGAAGUGUUCCCUUCCCUGAAGGCACUGCUGGCCAAGUUUACUUCAGUUGGCCAGACCCCCAUGCGCCCCCCAACUGGCAGCUGUUAGGUUACAUCUCCAAUAACAAGCCCUCAGCCAUAUUUAAGGUGUCCAAUUUGAAGAGGUUGCAUGAGAUGGGUGAUUAUUCGAAUAUGAUGUUUGGACAGUCUCAUAUAGUUCAUAAUGCUCAGAUAGGAAUAAGCAUAGAACCUCUAGCGAACAUUCAAGAAGUCCAAGCCGUUGAUGGGGCGGAUGUCCAGGUGAAUUUCGCGCAGAAGAUGCUGAAGAGUUUCAUGGACUUCGUGUUGUCCUACACUAUUACUCAGGGGCACAUGGUGCCUGAUCCUACAGCUACUUACGUACCGUUAUCCACUGUCCAGAACUGGUACACUAUAUUUGAACGAAGACUGGCGCAGCAUCCUAAUUUUUGGAAAUCUUAACCUGGGCCUUCGAUGUAUUCUGAUUCGAGUGUGAAAUAUGUGUAUUGUUUCGAUAUUUUAUUGCAGUCGAUUAUGUUUUAAGAAUUCCCAUUUGUUUACUCGUGCUUGUCAUUAGUAAUAAAAAAAUGUCCACUAG